AAUUCUGAUCCAUCACUCUCUUCGGCUUUGGUGGGAGAGAUAACCCGAAGGAAAUUGGAGAAAAGGGUUUCCCUUUUCUCAAAUUCCCCUCUUCUCUCUCUACUCCUCGGCGCAGGAGUCAUAAUAUACACUUAUAGAUUAUUGUCUGUAUCUAUAGUUUUAUACGUAUUUGGUUCUGUAUUUUCUUCUUCUGUGUUGGAUAUGGAUUUGACUUCUCAAGCACCUGUUGAGGCUAAGGAGAAUUGCGGGGUGUUCGAGCAGAAGGGGAAGGAGAAUCAGCCGCCGCCGGCCUAUGUGUCUAUGGUGGAUCCCUUCCUCGUUGAGGCUCUUCAAAACCCUCGUCAUCGUUUAACUAUUCUACGGAUGGAACUCGAUGUCCAGAAAUUCUUGCAGAGUUCUGAUCUGCAGCAGUUCGAAUUUCCACACUUCCCAACUUCAUACCUUCGUCUUGCUGCACACCGUGUUGCUCAACACUAUGGUUUGCAGACCAUGGUUCAGGAUAAUGUUGUAGAUGGCCAAGGAAUAAGGAUUUUGGUUAUAAGAAAACCAGAGAGUAAGUUCCCCGCUGUCUGCUUAUCGGAUGUUCCAGCUAAAGAGUCAGAAAAUGGAAAACUUGAUCAAAUCAAGAUUGUUAUUAGGCCGAGGCCUAAAGCUUCCUCUGGCGACGCCAGUGAACUUGGGCUUAAACGGAGUCCAGUAAGAACUGUGGAGGAGAGGAAGGAGGAGUAUGACAGAGCACGAGCUCGUAUUUUCAGCAAUAGUAGUAGCUCUGAAUCAGAAGAUGCGUUGGCUCGGGCUACUUCUGAUGGAAGGAAUUUGAAUGUAGAUGAUAAUGAAGUUUCAAGGAACUUGGGUGUGGAUGGGGACAAGAGCCUCUGCAGCAGGGAAAUUGGCAAUUCCUCUAGAGUAGCAAUUUUUAGAGACAGGGAGAAGGAUCGUACUGACCCUGACUAUGAUCGCAGUUAUGACAGAUACGUCAAGAGUAUCCCAAGCACUCAGGGCUUCAGCAUGGCACCUUUUAAUAUGCAGAAAUUCCAGCCUCCAUUUGUCCAGUAUGAUUCUGUUUUCCCUCAGCUGGGCCAGAUGCCUGCUCCUCAAGCUUCUAUUAACUACAGGACCCCAGUGAUGAGCCCUUACUGUGCGAUGGGAUUAAGUCAGAUUUCUAGGGAUGCUUUGUAUAUGCAGUGGCCCACCCCGUCCAUGAUGUAUGCACAGUCGUAUGAUCAGCUAAGACAUGGCUUUUUCCAGGGGCCCUUCUGUCAGCAGCCUCUAAGUUUCGAUUAUUCCCAGAACCAUCAUCGAUAACAGGCGGAAUGCUUACUGGGGAAUGUCUGUAUUCUCUAGAAUUUCUUGAUUUUAGGUUUAAGUGUUGAAGACAGUUAAACUUGAUCUUUCAAUUUAGCUUCUGGUGGCCUUUUCUUUUUUGAUUUUGAAGUGGUGAAAAACUUUAUUAUGGUCUAAUUAUUAUUAUUAUUAUUGUUAUCC
This is a messenger RNA of Sesamum indicum (sesame), 1485 nucleotides long. RefSeq lists its product as uncharacterized. The record is from RefSeq and is a predicted model, not a curated record. NCBI's taxonomy places the organism in Eukaryota, Viridiplantae, Streptophyta, Magnoliopsida, Lamiales, Pedaliaceae. Gene Ontology annotation, molecular function: nucleic acid binding.